Ostertagia ostertagi is the source of this 312-nucleotide messenger RNA. Lineage: Eukaryota; Metazoa; Nematoda; Chromadorea; Rhabditida; Trichostrongylidae. The record is from the annotation of a GenBank genome assembly.
AUGGUCUCUUCGAAAAGCGAUAUUGCAACUGUAAUAGGAACGAAGCGACAAGUUCCUGCACAAAUUAUCGGACAUCUUGGGAAGGAUUGCAUAGUUAACACGGUUAAUGGAAAGAAUGUGAUCAAUUUCACAGUAGCGCACACAGAAAAAUAUAAGGACAGCCAGGGAAAUCAACAGGAGAGAACGACAUGGGUUGAAUUUGCACCUGGUUAUGCCUAUGGAUACGGAUGGGAGUUUACACGAACAGGUAUUGCUCCGAAUGAUACCAUCGAAACCAUGGAGCAUAGCGGAGCCAUCCGGGCUUUUCGCGCG